GUGGGGACGAAGUGAAAUCUCAAUCAAGAAGUUGUCAACAUCAGCAAAUCAUUUUGUGUUUGUUGUUACGGCUUCUAGUUGAUCCACUACUUAUUUAUAAAUAUCAAAAUGGCUGAUCCAAUCCGUGUAGUUGUCACCGGUGCAGCCGGUCAAAUUGCUUACUCUCUGCUCUACCAAAUCGCAAAGGGUGAUGUAUUUGGAAAGGACCAAUCACUCAUUUUACAUUUAUUGGAUAUACCACCAAUGAUGGGAGUCCUAGAUGGCGUAGUAAUGGAACUUUCUGACUGUGCCUUACCUCUACUUCACUCUGUUGUUCCCACAGCAGACCCUGCUGUUGCCUUCAAAGAUGUAUCAGCAGCUUUCUUAGUAGGAGCUAUGCCCCGCAAAGAAGGAAUGGAAAGGAAAGACUUACUGUCUGCUAAUGUUAAGAUUUUCAAAGUCCAAGGAGAAGCCUUAGACAAAUAUGCUAAGAAAGAUGUCAAGGUUUUAGUAGUAGGCAAUCCAGCUAAUACUAAUGCUUUGAUUUGUUCAAAAUAUGCCCCGUCUAUUCCUCCUUCAAACUUUACUGCAAUGACUCGUUUGGACCAAAACAGAGCUAAGGCACAACUUGCUGCUAAAAUUGGCACAGGAGUCGCUAAUGUAAAGAAUGUUGUGAUUUGGGGAAACCAUUCUUCCACCCAAUAUCCUGAUGCAAGAAACGCUGUUGUAUGCUUGAAUGGUAGCAAGGUUCCCAUUCCUGAAGCUGUUAAAGAUGAUGUUUAUUUGCAAACACAAUUUGUACAAACUGUUCAAAAGAGAGGAGCUGCUGUAAUUUCAGCACGAAAAAUGUCCUCUGCCAUGUCUGCUGCAAAGGCAGCAGGAGAUCACAUGCACGAUUUGUGGCAUGGUACACUACCAGGAGAAUUUGUUUCAAUGGGAGUUUUAUCUGAUGGUAGCUAUAAUGUACCAAGAGACAUUAUUUUCUCCUUCCCUGUUACUAUUGAAAACAAACAAUGGAAAAUUGUACAAGGUUUACCUAUUGAUGAAUUUUCAAAAUCAAUGCUUAAUACUACUGCCAAGGAGUUACUAGAGGAAAAGCAAGAAGCUCUUGCAGUUUGUAGUCUUUAAAUAUCAGAUACAAAUAAAUACAAAUAUAUUUAUGGGUAU
This is a messenger RNA of Ctenocephalides felis (cat flea), 1146 nucleotides long. RefSeq names its product malate dehydrogenase, cytoplasmic-like. The record is from RefSeq and is a predicted model, not a curated record. Bases 109 to 1107 code for a protein of 332 amino acids. Gene Ontology annotation, biological process: tricarboxylic acid cycle; oxaloacetate metabolic process; malate metabolic process. Gene Ontology annotation, cellular component: mitochondrion; cytosol. NCBI's taxonomy places the organism in Eukaryota, Metazoa, Arthropoda, Insecta, Siphonaptera, Pulicidae. Gene Ontology annotation, molecular function: L-malate dehydrogenase (NAD+) activity. The transcript has 2 exons.